This is a messenger RNA of Humulus lupulus (European hop), 3252 nucleotides long. Its product is annotated as protein CHROMATIN REMODELING 35-like. Lineage: Eukaryota; Viridiplantae; Streptophyta; Magnoliopsida; Rosales; Cannabaceae. The record is from RefSeq and is a predicted model, not a curated record. Gene Ontology annotation, molecular function: ATP-dependent chromatin remodeler activity; ATP binding. Bases 274 to 2946 code for a protein of 890 amino acids. The transcript has 6 exons. Gene Ontology annotation, biological process: gene silencing by siRNA-directed DNA methylation.
GGUAAAAAGUGGAGAGCAGGAAAAGAAAACCGUAAUCAAUAAUCACACUGCUCUGUCUAUAACAGACUCAAAAAUCUUCACCUCUCUUACUUACACUUGUCCAAUUCCAUUUCCAUUUCCAUCGUCGACUAAACCCAAACACACUGCUUCUUCCUCCAUUGUUUUCUCUCUCAAAUUCUCACCAAAAGAAGGAAAAAAAGAAAAACCCUAAAUUAUCUCUCUUCGCCGCUCCAGGCUCCAGCUGGGUCAUGACCACCAUUCUCUGCAGCAAAAAUGAGCUCAAAUUUUGAAUUCUACUCUAUGGAUCAUAAACGACCUAGAUUUUCUAUUGAUGGAAAAUAUGAAGAUGGCACAGCCUUCACUUCGAGUUUGGGUGAUGAAACUGUGCUGAAGAAACCAAAACCUACUUCGCCAAAAGUAAUAGAUUUUUCUGAUCCCUUUGCCAUUCAGAAGAUGAUUGAUCGGUUAGAUUGUGGUAAGUUUGGAAGUGUCACGAAAGAUAUAGAAGCCCUUUUUGCUCCAAAGAUGCAAACUUUGUACCCGUAUUUUGAAAAGUACCCAACACUUCUUAAUCAGUACUUUGAUUUGAAAAAGGACAAGGUUGAUGAUGAUGGGGCUUCUAAGUUGGCAAAUCAACAACCAACUCCGUUGGCCAUAGCACGUGACAAUGUCAUUGAUUUGGAGGAUGAUUGUGUCACUAGUGGCACACCAACAACAUCAUUGGCUAUCAUAACUAUUGAUUCUGAUGAGGAAGACAAAAAAGAUUACACACCUUCAUAUCAUUUUCUAAAUGUUUCCUUAAAUCAACAACCUGGAGAAAUUUUCACCAAGGAAAUAGAGGUUAGGAAACUUACAGAUAGAAAACAUGUAGAAGAUGCUAUUCUUUGUGGAAAAACUGAUGCUGAAAUUAAGACAGAUAGUGGUGUUUAUCUUGGUGUAGAAGAUGAUGGUGAUCAUGACAGUAGUCCUGAGGAUGAUGGGCUUGAGAAUAUUUGGAAUGAAAUGUCAAUGGCAUUAGAAGUUUCCAAGGAUGUUGCUACAGAUCCUUCAUCAGGUGAACGAGAGAAAGAAAAAAAUGAAUCCUGUGAUCAUUCUUUUGUCUUAAAGGAUGAUAUUGGGUACGUUUGCCGGAUUUGUGGAGUUAUUGACAAAGAAAUCGAAAAAAUAUUUGAGUUCCAGUACAUGAAGGUGAAAAGCUCUCGUACUUACGUGACUGACUCUCGUAGAUCAAAAGACAGAGAAUCAGCUGGAAUAGAUGGACUUAACUUAUCUGAUGACGAUUUGAUAAUUGAUGAAGUGUAUGCCCACCCCAGGCAUAUGAAGCAAAUGAAACCUCACCAAGUGGAGGGUUUCAAUUUUCUCAUCAGCAAUUUGGUGGGUGAUAAUCCUGGGGGUUGCAUCUUGGCCCAUGCGCCUGGAUCAGGAAAGACAUUCAUGAUAAUCAGUUUUGUUCAAAGUUUCCUCGCCAAGUAUCCGAGUGCCAGACCCCUAGUUAUUCUUCCCAAAGGAAUCCUGAGCACAUGGAAGAAAGAGUUCCAGAGAUGGCAGAUAGAGGAUAUUCCAUUGUUUGACUUUUACACUGUGAAAGCAGAUAACCGAUACCAGCAAUUAGAGGUAUUGAAACAGUGGGUAGAAAAGAAAAGCAUCCUUUUCUUGGGUUACAAACAGUUUUCCUCAAUUAUUUGUGAUCUGGAAAACAGUGAGGCAUCAACUUCGUGUUGUGAGAUACUGCUUAGGGCUCCAUCAAUUCUUAUUCUCGACGAAGGACAUACUCCAAGAAAUGAGAAUACAGAUGUCUUGCAAUCUCUGGCCAAGGUGCAGACACCCAGGAAAGUAGUGCUUUCAGGAACACUUUAUCAGAACCAUGUCAAAGAGGUGUUCAAUGUCUUGAAUCUUGUUCGACCGAAGUUUUUGAGAAUGGAAACAUCUCGUCCCAUUGUCAAGCGUAUCAUGAGUAAGGUUGUUAUAUCGGGUAUUAGGAAGAACAUCAAAAGUGGUGGUGAUGCGGUUUUCUAUGAUUUAGUGGAGGAUACUCUACAGAAAGAUACAGAUUUCAGAAGGAAAGUGUCAGUUAUACACGACCUGCGUGAGAUGACCAGCAAAGUCCUUCACUACUAUAAAGGUGAUUUUCUGGAUGAGCUACCUGGACUAAUUGAUUUCACAGUAGUACUCAACCUCAGCUCCAAGCAGGAACGAGAAGUUGGAAAAAUAAAAAAGUUAUCAAGAAAGUUCAAAGCAAGUUCGGUUGGAAGUGCUGUUUAUCUGCAUCCCAAGUUACAAUCAUUUUCUGAUAACUGGACCGCAUCUGAUGACAAGAUGGAUGAGUUGCUAGAACAAAUAGACUUAGAAGAUGGAGUAAAGGCGAAGUUUUUUCUAAAUAUGCUAAGUUUGUGCGAGGCUAAGAAGGAGAAGCUGCUGGUUUUCAGUCAGUACCUAGUACCUUUGAAAUUUUUAGAGAGAUUAGCUAUAAAAGCGAAGGGUUGGUGUACUGGAAGGGAAAUGUUUGUCAUCUCAGGUGAGUCAAGUAGCGAGCAACGAGAGUGGUCUAUGGAACGCUUCAACAACUCCUCAACUGCCAAGGUUUUCUUUGGUUCAAUUAAAGCAUGUGGAGAGGGAAUUUCUCUUGUUGGAGCAUCAAGAAUUAUAAUUCUAGAUGUUCACUUGAAUCCAUCCGUGACCCGUCAAGCCAUUGGGCGUGCAUUUCGUCCAGGGCAGACAAAGAAAGUGGUCACAUAUAGAUUGGUCGCUGCUAACUCGCCUGAAGAGGAAGACCAUCACGCUUGUUUCAAAAAGGAAUUGAUCUCCAAGAUGUGGUUCGAAUGGAACGAAUACUGCGGGUAUCGGGAUUUCAAAGUGCAGACUGUCGAUGUCAAGGACUGUGACGAUGAGUUCUUGGAAGACAGUCGGGCCCUGGCGGAGAAUAUAAAGGUUCUGUACAAAAGGUAGUUCCUGCUAUAAUGUACAAAAGUGAGACUCUAGUUUAAACUGAGGUAGUUUUCUAAUUUCAGCUCACUAACUUGGAAUAAAAGUGUACAUGAGUUUUAGUUGUUGAAAGUUCUUUAGGGGAAAUAGUUUUGUAAGGUCAAUGUGAUACCAAAGGUUAUUGAAGUGUGUAACAUCCACUUGUAACUUCAACUUAUUGGAAUCACACUACUUUGCAGCUGUACAUUCUUAUCUUCCAUUUAAAAUUUUCUCAGAAACCUCAUGAAAGUUGUUUUAAGAAAAACAACCAGAGGUCCUUUUAUUUUGUUA